AUGCCCACACAACACAAUAUUGGCGGCGCAGCAUCUCUCUUAGAGUUUGACUCAAGUAUACCAUACGAAAUUUUUAAACGAAACUUAAAACUGUUACGAGUUGGUCAAGUCAUUGUUGACUUUGAGAUAAUACUCGAAAAGAAUAGAGUCAUAUUCUAUGGUUCACCCAACAAACAUAAGUCGAGGACGGUGAGGGGUAAAGUGAGGCUAGAAGUGGCUGGAAAGUUAAAUGUUAAAGAAAUUAUGAUAACUCUUGCAGGAGAAUUUCACAUUGCAAAUGAGAACGCCCCCACUUUUGCAUCUGAUGAGAUCCCACUUCAAGGAACUUUGUUUUCCACUUGCAUAUUAUUGGCAAAUAAACGUACUCUUAAUCCGGGUGUGCAUGAGUUCUACUUCGAAUUUAGUCUGCCCGGAGAUUUACCCGAAUCAAUGAGUUCCGAUCUGGUCUUAUGCGAAUACUUUUUAAAGGCUGAAAUCGUAGCUCGAGGAUUAGGAGAUUUACAUACUCGAAAUAAAGUCGUGGAUGUGGUGGAUUUGUUUGUUCAACGAUCCAUGCUCCAAAGCGAUGAUGACGUCAAACAAGGACUUGAUGCUACAAGAUACACUGGUUCCCGAGAUAAAAUUCUUGACUUUGAGUUCCUUUUACCAAAAAUCUUGAGGUUAAACACUGAUGUUCUCACGUUUCACGCUCGAUGGGAUGGUCUCCGUGUCGAUAAUGUUACAUUUUUGUUUGUUCAAACCGAAAGUUUUACAAGUUUGCAAGCGGUCGAAGGUCAGGAAUCAUCUUCUGAUCGUAAAACAAAAGUUAUUUCGGGACCUUUCCGAUUCGAUAUGCCUAGAAAAGAACCUUUGAAACUUCAAAGUCGACCAAUGACUUUCCAAUUGCCAAUCACCGAACCUUUUGUCAGGGAUUAUGAUUUGUACAAUGUUGAAAUUAGACAUCAACUCAUCAUCUCCAUUCAAAUGGCCAACAAGAAUAAGGAGAGCAUUCAACUUUGCAUUCCUAUAAUGAUCGAAUCAAUCGUGGAGAGCAUGGAAACGAUACCACUACCUUGUCAUAUUAGCCAAAGUAACCAAGCAGCUUUUCUCCAUUUCGCCAAUAAGACUUAUCGUGGUAAACCCCUCGAAGAUAACAAUCCACCAGAGCCUCCUUCCUUGAACCGAUUCGCUCGAGCUGAGCAAAGGGAACAUAGCACAAUCGUUGAUGAUUCCAAUGAAUCGACAGCGGUUGCAUCUGAGUCUAUCCAAACUAACGAACAAACAUUACAAGUUCCACGAAGAACUAGUAGUAUCAUCAUUCGAAAAAACUCGACAAACAACAGUAAUCAUAAUGAUAACGUUAUCAACAUUCAUCAUUCAAUUAGUACUAUUAACGAGAGUGCUAGUGAAUUUACCGUAGACGAAAUCAGCAAUGAAAACAGCAACACCAUUGCCACAACCGUUACUUUCACCAACAAUGCCGAACAUGAAAGAAACUCCCAUGGUUUCCCACAAAAAGGAUCCCAAAAGUCCACUUUCGUUAUUAAUUCUGGCAAUGUGAUUGCUGAAAAAUUCACAAAGUUUAAUCAUCUUUUACAACGAAAUCGCAGUAACAAUAGAAGCAUCUCGGUUAGCAAAAAAGGCGCAAAUCGUCCUAAAAGAGCUGCUUCUUCGGCAUCUGCGGCUAAAUUUGCUCCUGGAUUGCUUGAAUUUCUAAACAGGCUUCCUAAUGCUAAUACCGCUAAUGCAAAUGCUUCAUUGACGACUUAA
Messenger RNA from Funneliformis caledonium, 1749 nucleotides. NCBI's taxonomy places the organism in Eukaryota, Fungi, Glomeromycota, Glomeromycetes, Glomerales, Glomeraceae. The record is from the annotation of a GenBank genome assembly.